Molecule: messenger RNA, 2051 nt
Organism: Boeremia exigua
Lineage: Eukaryota; Fungi; Ascomycota; Dothideomycetes; Pleosporales; Didymellaceae
Product: major facilitator superfamily domain-containing protein
Exons: 3
Coding region: 335-1891 (518 amino acids)
Biological process (GO): transmembrane transport
Cellular component (GO): membrane
Molecular function (GO): transmembrane transporter activity
Source: RefSeq, a predicted model, not a curated record
ACCGCUUGUCCACUUUGCAGACUAGCAAUUCAAGGUUGGCUUUGAACAUUCUUAAUCAUACGGUUCGAAGUAAACCACACUGGGUUGGUCUGUUCUCAUGAAUGUGGGCAUGGUGUGAGGAUGAUGAUUCUGCGGAGAAGCCUGCCCACAUGGGGUAAACCGGCCGGGGCACCUGGGGCAGUGGGGACUCCACGGACGAGGAAAUGGGACGGGGUAGAAAUAUCAAGGUCGGGACUCCACAACCUGCCGUUCAUCUGAGUCCUGGGAUCCCCUCUUUCUCACUUCACUCAAGUUCGUUUCCUGCAGUGCCAACACCCCGGGAGCCACAUUCACCAUGGCCACCCAAGUCGACAAGAAGGACAAUGCCCAGCUGGAGCGUACCGUCUCGGCAGUUGAUGAAAAGGCCGACUUUGCAAACUACGAACGUGUCGACAACGAAGUUGCCAAGUAUGCUGAUGCCACUGGUGUUGAACUCUCAGAGGAGGAGGACAAGCGUCUGAAGAAGAUGAUCGACAGACGUGUCCUUCCCAUCAUGGUUUUCACAUACUUUCUGCAGGCCUUGGACAAGGGCACAAUGUCCUUUGCCUCGAUCAUGGGUAUCCGUCAGGACGUUCCUGCACUGCAAAAAAAUACGAACUUCGCUAUGUUGACCACCUGUAUCUACUUGGCUAUUCUGGUCGUCGAAUAUCCUAUCAACUGGACAAUUCAGCGUGUUCCGGUCGCUAAGUUCCUCGGCCUCAACAUUAUGGCCUGGUCUGCUAUUCUGGCCCUUCACGCUGUGUGCUUCUCAUUCCCCGCCCUCGUUGCGAUCCGAACACUGCUCGGUAUCUUCGAGGCUGUUUGCCAGCCGGCCUUCCUCAUCAUGAGCUCUAUCUGGUACAAGCGUUCCGAACAGGCCCAAGUCGUUACAUACUGGUACAUGAUGAACGGUGCUCAGCAGAUGGUCGGUGGCCUGCUCGCCUACGCCUUCUCGCAGAUCAACCACCCAUCGCGCGGAACUGGUGGAACUGCAUCGAUCCGAUCAUGGCAGGCUAUCUUCAUCACAUAUGGCUCCUUCUCCUUUCUCUGGGGUAUCUUUGUCCUUUACUGGCUUCCCGACUCUCCCAUGCGUGCCAAGUGCUUCUCUGAGGAGGACAAAAAGCUCAUGGUGGAGCGUGUCCGCUCCAACCAGACUGGUCUCCAGAACAAGACAUUCCGUGCUUACCAACUCAAGGAGGCUCUUCUGGACCCCCAGACCUACUGCUACAUGUUGAUUCAGAUUUGCACCACAUUACCGACAUCUGGACUCGGUGCUUUCUACAACAUCAUUAUCAAGGGCCUUAACUUCUCUACUCUCCAGACUCAACUCCUCUCCAUGGUUCUUGGUGCCGUCAUCAUCUUCACGCUCAUGACCUCUGCUUGGGCGACGAAGAAGUGGAACCAGAACUUGUACACCAUGCUUGUGUUCCUGAUCCCGUCCUUUGCUGGCACCAUCGUCAUCAUGACCGUCAAGAACACUGGCGAGGCCACCCGCGCCGGUCUGCUGAUCUCCUACUGGAUCAUCUUCACCUUCUGGGCCGCGCAGGGUCUGGGCAUGUCGCUGCUGACGCGCAACGUGGGCGGCUCGACCAAGAAGUCCGUCUGCAUCACAAUGAACUUCCUCGCUUGGUGCGCAGGCAACGCCACGGGCCCGCAGGUCUUCUUCGACGGCGACGCUCCCCGCUACGUCAAGGCGCUGUCCAUCCACCUCGGCUGCUACAGCGUGCUGGCCGCCGUCAUCCUGUUCCUCAGGUGGAACCUGACGCACCGCAACGCGAAGAAGGAUAGGGAGUUUGGAAGCGAGAUCAACACUGCCCAUGGCUUUGAUGAUCUUACGGAUCGCGAGAACCCCAACUUCCGCUACGUCUUCUAGGUGGACGUACCAGAGGGUUGAUGUCGGGAUGAUAGGAACGCCAUCCUUGAUAUGAUAUGAAUUUAAUAGACUAUAGACGAUUGAAUGAGAUGCUCAUACGCAAUGUUACAGCAACGUCCUCCUCUUUGCACUUGUCUGUGACGUCCGUUCCGUGAACACU